GUAGACAGCUAAUUCAUAGGUAAUGAAUCGUUCCGGUGGACUUUCGCUACCCAAUUCGCAGCCCGAUUUUUUUCUCUUGAACAAGAAGUUACUGAGACACCCUCUAAGCAACCCAAGAGGUUUGUGCAAUCUUUGAUUAAUAUUCAGAUGGCCCAUGGAGCUUCAGCCCAACCCGUGAUGUAUCUCUCCAGCAAAGUACAGUUUGACUCAAUCUUCACUAGAUUUCUUCGUUCUAUCAGUACGCUUCCAUCGUUCAGUACGCUGGGCGAAGCUUCCCUCUGACUUUUCAUGAACAGCAGGCCUUGCCUCAAGGCUAGGGUUUCGGCGGUGAGGGCGGACGGAGCGACGAUUUUCUUCGCGAAGCCUCCCACCAGUCGCCCGAGAUGGUCUCUGCAGAUUCCAGCCACCGCUCCUUGCUGCGAUUCACUGCACCACGAUCCAUCGACGUUCAAUUUCCACGAGCCUGACGGAGGUGGUGACCAUCCCUCAAUUGGUAAGCCUCUCUCUUCACUUUCCCUCUGUUUCCCCUCCUUUUGGUUCCAGUGUUCAUAUAGAUUGAGGUCGCUAAUUGCUUCAGUUAUUACUCCCCGUGGUCGUGGUUUACUGUUCCGGAAAACCUUCGCGUUCCGUUCUUUCCAGAUGAGCCAGAGCACUCUGGCCAGAAUUCCACCCGAUUUUGACCCUACUUGGGAAGUCACACAGAAGGAGGAGAUGUUCGAGCAUUUCAGGAGCGUUCUUACACAUCGGACACGAUGGAUCGGGUACGAGUUUUCUCUUGUAAAGGUUUUCCUUCGUUGGGAGAGCAUUAUUGCAUACACUCCAUAGGAAGAAGCGAAUUUUCGGGUAGUGCUGAAUCUGCCAUAUGCGAGUCCAUAGGUUCUUAGGAGGCUGAUAUGAUGUUGACGCCAGGUUGGCGUUAAAUUUUUUUGACUAGGAGCACAUUCUGUUGUAGCCACUUUUGAUCGAGUAUAAG
This is a messenger RNA of Syzygium oleosum, 973 nucleotides long. RefSeq lists its product as uncharacterized. The record is from RefSeq and is a predicted model, not a curated record. Bases 289 to 825 code for a protein of 178 amino acids. The transcript has 2 exons. Lineage: Eukaryota; Viridiplantae; Streptophyta; Magnoliopsida; Myrtales; Myrtaceae.